AGACGAAUCACAUUCGGUCAAACAAGGCAGUCCAAACAAACACUCCGCAGCGUCAGGCCGCACCGCAACCAACCGCGCACCAUGCGUCGUCUCAGCCACUUCCCCCUCCUCCUCGCCGCCGUCCUCCUCGCGGCGGCCCCGCACCCGGCCCACCCCCUGACCGAGCUCGAGGCCUCCCAAAUCAGGCGCUUCCAGGACUACCUCCGCAUCUGCACCGCCCACCCCGCUCCGGACUACGCCGGCGCCGCCGCGUUCCUCCUCCCCUACGCGGCGUCGCUCGGCCUCCACACCGCCACGCUCCACUUCAGCCCCUGCAAGUCAAAGCCGCUCCUCCUCCUCACCUGGCCGGGCACGGACCCUUCCCUCCCUUCCAUCCUCCUCAACUCCCACGUCGACUCCGUCCCCGCGGAGCCCGAGCACUGGAUCCACCCGCCCUACGCCGCGCACCGCGACCCCGCCACCGGCCGCGUCUACGCCCGCGGCGCGCAGGACGACAAGUGCCUCCCGGUCCAGUACCUCGAGGCCAUCCGCGGCCUGCAGGCCGCCGGCUUCGCGCCCGCCCGCACCGUCCACGUCUCGCUCGUCCCCGACGAGGAGAUCGGCGGCGAGGACGGCCACGAGAAGUUCGUCCAGUCGGAGGAGUUCCGCGCCCUCAAUGUCGGGUUCAUGCUCGACGAGGGGCAGGCGUCGCCGACGGACGUGUACAGGGUUUUCUACGCGGACAGGCUGGUGUGGAAGCUGAUCGUGAAGGCCACGGGGCCUCCCGGCCAUGGGUCGAAGAUGUUCGAUGGGGCCGCCGUGGGGAACCUGAUGGAUUGCAUUGAGACCGUGGCUGGAUACAGGGAUGCACAGUUCGACAAGGUCAAGUCGGGCAAGUGCGGUCCCGGAGAGGUGGUGUCCGUGAAUCCUGUGUAUAUGAAUGCCGGCACGCCGAGCCCCACGGGCUUUGUGAUGAAUAUGCAACCUUCAGAAGCAGAGGUGGGUUUUGAUCUCCGCCUUCCUCCAACCGAAGAUAUUGAACAGAUAGAAAGAAGAAUCAAAGAAGAAUGGGCACCAGCUCAUAAAAACUUGACUUACCAGCUGAUGAAGAAAGGACCAGUGAGGGAUGUGACGGGACGCCCCUUACUUACACCAGCCAAUGCGUCAAACCCAUGGUGGUCUGUGUUUGAACAGGCUAUCAUCUCUUCGGGUGGAAAACUAGCAAAGCCAGAGAUCUUAUCUUCAACCACGGACGCCCGAUUCGUGAGGCAGAUGGGUGUUCCAGCCCUUGGGUUUUCUCCAAUGAUAAAUACUCCAAUAUUGCUUCACGAUCAUAACGAGUUUCUGGAGGAUAAAGUGUUCCUGAGGGGCAUCGAAGUGUAUCAACAUCUUAUCAGAGCGCUGAGCUCCUUCAAAGGCUGAUUCGAAAUAAGCACAUAAGUUGUAACAUUAUUGUAUUCCGAUCCCAUGUAAAUUAAUUGUAGCGAAGCUAAUUCAGAUGCCCGCGAUGCCACAACCAUCAUGCUCCAAGCCACAGAUAAACUGGUUAGGGCUCAUCCAGUCAGAAUAAACUUUUUCUGAAAUAAUGGAAAUCUGCUGACGGCGAUCUCAGCAGGUUGAUUUGUAUGUGAUGUACAUACGAAGUUACGGACUGUAUAUAACAAGAUGAUUUGUAUAGUCCACCGUUGGAUUGAUAUUUCUCGAUUUA
Molecule: messenger RNA, 1687 nt
Organism: Hordeum vulgare subsp. vulgare (domesticated barley)
Lineage: Eukaryota; Viridiplantae; Streptophyta; Magnoliopsida; Poales; Poaceae
Product: aminoacylase-1-like
Exons: 4
Coding region: 82-1401 (439 amino acids)
Biological process (GO): amino acid metabolic process
Cellular component (GO): cytoplasm
Molecular function (GO): aminoacylase activity
Source: RefSeq, a predicted model, not a curated record